Symbiodinium necroappetens is the source of this 1992-nucleotide messenger RNA. The record is from the annotation of a GenBank genome assembly. Lineage: Eukaryota; Dinophyceae; Suessiales; Symbiodiniaceae.
AUGUCCGAUUGGCUUCGGCCGGACGAGAAGUUGGACCUGAGACAUGACUUGGCCGAGCCUCUUCAGGCUUUGCAGGCUGCCGUGCAACCUGCAGAAGCAGUCGGUGACCGCGUGGUGCUCGUUCACUGUGACCAGGGCCACAACCGCUCGCCGACUCUCGCCCUGGCUUUCUUCGUUUGCAACGGCCACACACUUCGUCAGGCCUACUGCCGGCUCCUCCGAGCUCGAAUGGACGUCGAUCCAUUGCCGCCCUACAGGCGAGGCCUUGAGCAACUUGAAGUCGAGCUGCGCGGCGAGCGCGGCAACAGCGUUUCGGAGCACGACAUCUUUGCUUUGCACGUGACGCAAUUGAUGAGCCUUCCCAAUCUUCACGAGCUCGCAGAAACUUGUCCGCCACCCCCGCCCCCUCCGGGGCCAGUGGAGACAAUGCGGUCAGACGAUGAGAGGGAGGAGAUGGACGAAAUGUCCGAGGCCUCCCACGCCUUCGAAGUGGCCCUUGCCGUCCGCCGCAGCGCCAUUGCGACGCUUUUGGCGGAGCAGCCCGCGGAAGAAAUGGAGUGCACUCAUGGGCAGGAGUGUUUGCAUUGCUCUGGUGGCGGCGUCGUAUUUUCAGGAGAAGCCCAGAGCAAGGGCACACUCCGAUUCGAUGCAGGCUCGCGGCCUGCCGCCAUGUCAAAGAUGACGUGCCUGUCUUCCACAACUCUUCUGUGUAUGCUGGUGAGAGUCUGUGGCGUGCCGCAUGGGUCCUUUGCCGAUGGGUGCCUCGAUGGCACUUGUGCGGCGACGGCGCUCAUGCAGGUUCGGGUGGCCCAACGCAGUCCCAAGACCGACGCUGGGCAGACGAUCGGUGAGGAGAGUCGUGUGCACGGCGUCAGCAACAAGACCGUGAAUGAGCAACCAUCACAGAGCGAAUCAGCUCGUCAGAUUGUGUUCCUCCACAUUCCGAAGACCGCGGGCACUUCCUUCUUUGCAGAUGCGACGUUCAUGAUUCCAUCCAACAUGUCAUUUCUCGACAAUGGCGAGCUUUCCUUGCUGGGCACCCCACACGUGCAGAACGAGACUCGCGUGGUGAUGAUUCGGAACCCCUUGGAUCAUGUUCUGUCGCAAUUUUUGGAGUGCAAGUUCGACUGGUGGGGUAAGCGUGUCACCGCCGGCACGGACUUCCCUUUCAAACCAGGUGUUUAUGGCGGCCUUUACAACUGGGUUCGACAUUUUACAGACCUCAAGAACGAGUCGGUACAGGGUUUUCCACCCGACAGCAAGGAAUGGGCUCGCGCGGUGAGCCACAACUGCUACAAUCCCUGGAACAUGCAGAGUAGAUACUUGGCCAGUGUCUGGGACCACUACGUGCCCUUUGACGAGCUGCAGCCGGACAUAAAGGUCGCGAGGCAAGGGCUUCAAAGUGUCCAAGUUGUCGGUGUGCCUGAGCUCUACGUGGAAUCUCUCUGCCUGGUCCAUCUGGAAACGCACGGGGGCCUGCCUGAAGGCUGUGCUUGCGGCCAGCAAGGACCGAUUGAACAAAUUAGCACUGAGUCGCAUUACGUUCCGAAUCACUCUAUCAGCGAGCUGCCAGACGAUAUGUUAUCUGAGAUGGCGAAGCUUGUGCGGGUCGAUGCACAGAUCUACGUCGAUGCCCUCAACCGCUUCGAACUUGCUGCACGCCAAGCUGCUGACCGCACUGGCAUCCAGAUGUUUUGCGACGAUCGCCUGGAUCGUGCGUGGGCAAACGCCAACUCCUUGUUGCAAAGGCUUGGGAUGGAGAAUGCAUCCGAGCUGCAACGAGCAUGGAACCACGUCCGUGUCGAGAUAGUCGGAAGACUGCAGAGAAAAGCGCUGCCGAAAGAGCUUACCGGGGAGGUCGCUAGCCUCGGGCGUCGUGGCCUCUGGGCGGCGGCCAUCCACAAAGUGGUGGAGGCGAGGAGCCACCAGCUGCUGGAUGUUGUGCUGUGCAAUGCCGCAGUCACAGCGUGCGCUCGCAGUAAAGCCUGGCAG